Messenger RNA from Rhizopus microsporus ATCC 52813, 255 nucleotides. Its product is annotated as acyl-CoA-binding protein. The record is from RefSeq and is a predicted model, not a curated record. Bases 1 to 255 code for a protein of 84 amino acids. The transcript has 4 exons. NCBI's taxonomy places the organism in Eukaryota, Fungi, Mucoromycota, Mucoromycetes, Mucorales, Rhizopodaceae. Gene Ontology annotation, biological process: fatty acid metabolic process. Gene Ontology annotation, molecular function: long-chain fatty acyl-CoA binding.
AUGCCUUCCGAUAAAUUCAACACUGCUGCUGAAGAAGUUAAGCAACUCUCCAAGACUCCUUCUAAUGACGAACUCUUGGAGUUAUAUGCUCUCUAUAAGCAAGCUACUGUCGGUGAUAACCUUACUUCCAAGCCUACUUUUGAUCUCAAGGGACGUUACAAGUGGGACGCAUGGACCAAGCUCAAGGGCAUGUCUCAAGAAGAAGCUGAGCAAAAGUACAUUGAAUACGUUGAAAAGCUCAAGGCCAGUCAAUAA